AUGGAGGAUGAUCCAGAUGUAAGACUCAGCAAGAGCUUAUCAAAUAUUUUGAGGCACAAAGCCGAAAAAUUUGGAUUUCGAUUUGAUGAAGGUGGAUUUUUAUAUGUUGAAGAUUUGUUACAUCAUCAGCAUUUUCGUGGUUACACAGUUGAAGAUGUGGAAAGGGUUGUAAAAAACAAUGAUAAACAGCGAUUUUCUCUCAGAAACCAUCCAGAGAGUAAGUUAUUGCAGAUACGUGCAAACCAGGGACACACUGUUAAGGUUGAAGGACUAGACUUAAAGCCAAUCACAGAUGCAUCAGAAUAUCCCAAUGUUAUACAUGGUACUUAUAGCAGGUACUUGGAUAGAAUCCGUGAAGUGGGCUUAUCCAGGAUGAGUAGAAAUCAUAUACAUUUUGCACCAGGAAUACCUGGUGAAGACGGAGUUAUUAGUGGAAUGCGCUGGGAUUGUGAUGUUUUAAUUGUUUUAGAUUUGGAGAAAGCAAUUAAAGAUGGAAUUGAGUUUAUGAUUUCUGCUAAUAAUGUAAUACUGUCACCCGGUGAUGAACAUGGUUGCAUUUCUUCAGAUUACUUCAAAGAGAUUAGACAAACAAACACAUCAAGACAGAAGCGUUGGUUAGGAAAAAACGAGGAGAAAAGUGAAUCAGACCAGAAGCCUCAACAAAUAAGACAGAAGCGUGGGUUAGAGAAAACCGAGGAAAAAAGUGAAUCUGAACAGAAGCCUCAACAAAUAAGACAGAAGCGUGGGUUAGAGAAAACCGAGGAAAAAAGUGAAUCUGAACAGAAGCCUCAACAACAAGCCCGUAGUGACAAGACUGGUAGAGAGCAAGACAUGUACUUAAAACCAAUCACUGACCCAUCAGUAUACUGCAAUGUAAUACAUGGCGUUUAUAUCAACAAGUGGCCAGGCUUCAAACAACGGGGCAUAUCCAGAAAGAAGGAACGUUACAUUAAUCUGGCACUUGGAGAGCCAGGAGAACCAGACGCGGAAGAAGUCUUUGAAGAUGUUCGUCGCAAGUUUGAUGUGAUGAUAUACAUUGAUUUAGAAAAAGCCAUGAAAGAUGGUCUCGAGUUCUUCAUAAGCCCCAAAAACACUAUUUUUUGCCCUGGUAAUGAACAAGGCUUAAUUUUACCAAAAUAUUUCAAAACAGCCAUAAGGAUAUCACCAGAAAUAGAAAAGCUUUCACUUGAGAUAUCAGAUAAGCCCAAGUGUGCGAAGAAAAAAUAG
Saccoglossus kowalevskii is the source of this 1227-nucleotide messenger RNA. RefSeq lists its product as uncharacterized. The record is from RefSeq and is a predicted model, not a curated record. Gene Ontology annotation, molecular function: tRNA 2'-phosphotransferase activity. NCBI's taxonomy places the organism in Eukaryota, Metazoa, Hemichordata, Enteropneusta, Harrimaniidae. Gene Ontology annotation, biological process: tRNA splicing, via endonucleolytic cleavage and ligation.